GCUGAACCUAUAUUUUUGUGUAAACCAAAUACGUAUUUUACAACAACUUAGCUAUGUUCCCAUUAACAAGAUUAUAAAUUUUAUUUGUUUUCUUCAUGACAUUUGAUAAGUAUAGUUACACGAAGUGAUGUACACAAUUUGCUACGGUUCUGCUGUGAAACAGUAACUCAACCAUAAUCCAUAUUUACCAUAUUUUGCGCUGUAGUUUUGAUAUUCCACAAAUUAGGCGCUCGCGUCGGAACCGCCGUGGUAGAAACGAAAAAUGGCGGCUGAGGACAAGAGAGAGUCAACGUCGUCGGCGACUUCACCUGGAAGUCCAAACGCGAUGGUUGAAGAUGAGGAUGAUCCUACCAAGCCCCGCGCUCCCAAUUCUCCAACUAAUUCCUCCACACGGAAGGUUAGACUUCACUCUACUUUACUCUCUCUUCUCCACUCUCCCACAGAUUCACACUCUCCAGUCUCCUGGAAAAUAAAUCAUCAAUUAAUUUGGAAGAGAAAAAAGCUUUUUAGUUUUCGAGAAAACAUGUAAUGCAUUCGAUUUCUUAAAACGCCUUGUUAUUAGAAUCAUUUGGAUAAUUAUGCUUCUUUUACAUGAUUUUUUUCUUUCUUUCUGAUGAAAUAUUGAUUGGAAAGAAGUUUAUUUGCUAACGAUGGAAAUUGUUUGUGUUUAAUGAUGUAUAAUAUCAGUUACCGAUGUAAGUUACGAAAGUUAUGUUUCGAAGAAGUAAUUAAGGCUUGCUAAGGUUGUUAAUUAAUUGAUCUCAGAAAAUAUUUAAAGUUCUAUGAGAUGACAAGAUCUUUAGAAAAAACUUCAGUAGUUUUGAAUGAUUUAAAAUUUUUUUGCUUUCAAAAUGUUUGAGAAGUGUAGAAAGUGUGUGCGUUAGGUCCAUUGUAGAGUCCAUUUGUUUCUGGAUAAUUGUUUCUGUGGCAAAUUAACUUCUUUGGAUGGUUGAAGAGAUCCUUAAAAAGAGAAAGCAAGUGAUAAAAGGAUUUAGGGAUGAGGAGUUUGGUUAAGGUAUUCCUCUCUUUCUUUGUUUGGCAAUUGGCAUCUCCAUCCCGGUUUAAUAAAGUGCUCGAAAUAGAUCUGAAUUCUCUAAUUUAUGGUCUAUAAUCUAUGCAGCCAUACCUUUUGUACCUUCAAGAGGGUGUUUUUGUUUUUUGGAUCUAAGACUUUAGGUUACAUAUAUGAUCUCUUACCACAGCAGUAGCUUUCUCUUUGUUCGUGCUAUAGAAUGCACUGUAACAGCUACAGAAAAUGAAAUAUUUAUGAUUUCACAACACAUUAUCUCACAUCAUUGUUACUUUUAUGUGUGUUGACAAGAAGAUAAUUGGAAAACUUUAUUGAUCUAAAUCUGGUGAUACUUCUGGGGAGAUGUACGUGAUUGUUGUCUCUCUGUUGAAUGUUUGCUUGAUGAAGCAUUAUAUGCAUCCUAUAAUUAGGAUCUACGAACAAAACUAUCUCCUUUUGAUCAUUCCCCAAAGUUUGCUUCUACGCUUCUAACACAUGCUCUGCCUGUCACAUGUUAUCAGGCUUGCUAUUCUGUCCUGCAAAGCUGGGUUUCGAAGAAGUUUAUGACUGGAUGCGUCGUUCUCUUUCCUGUAGCCGUCACAUUUUACGUAACAUGGUGGUUUAUUCAGUUUUUUGAUGGUUUCUUCAGCCCCAUAUAUGAAAGGCUCGGUGUAGAAAUAUUUGGGCUUGGAUUUAUCACAUCGGUGAUUUUUAUAUUUUUUGUUGGUAUAUUUGCUUCAUCAUGGUUCGGGGCCACGGUCUUCUGGUUAGGGGAAUGGUUCAUAAAGCGAAUGCCAUUUGUAAAACAUUUGUAUUCUGCCUCCAAACAGAUUAGCUCAGCUAUUUCUCCAGAAAAAAAUACUUCAGCUUUCAAGGAGGUGGCAAUUAUCCGUCAUCCUCGUGUUGGUGAAUAUGUAUUUGGUUUUAUUACAUCAACGGUGGUACUUCAGAGAGAUAAUGGGGAUGAGGAACUGUGUAGUGUGUAUGUGCCAACAAAUCACUUAUACAUUGGGGACAUCUACCUACUCAACUCGAAAGAGAUCAUAAGGCCAAAUUUGUCCGUCAGAGAAGGCAUAGAAAUUAUUGUGUCCGUGGGAAUGUCAAUGCCGCAGAUAAUUUCUUCCAUCGAAACAGCCCCUCCGCAAAACAACCAUUUAUCCAUCGUGGCCCCUCAGCAGAACAAUCGUUUACCCAUUAUAAGAAUGGUGUAGAGGUUGUUAUGUGUCCUUGAAAAAUCCCAUCUUAUUCAGACUAUGUUUCUAUUAAAACUAGUAAUUUUGUUCUUAGUAGCGCAUUUCAGAACAUGUCGGAGUUAGUUUCGCCUUGGCAUUACUCAGUUAAGCAUAUAUACCAUGGAAGAGGCUAGCACAAUGGUAGAUAUGUACAGAGUAUAUUUUAUUUAGACUAUGUAAAAUACUCUUGAGAAGGGUAGAAAGGGUGGGUGCCACAGUUGUAAGUUUUGAAGCUUUUUGUUUCUUAACGUUGUACGAUCCGCGUUGGUCCUUAUAUUGCAGUUUUGCGCACUCUUCACAGUUCACUUAAUUUGUGGGAUUGUGACAUCACAGCCUACAUUAUUUCCUUCAAUCUUAAUGAAAAUAAGCAAAGUGG
Oldenlandia corymbosa var. corymbosa is the source of this 2617-nucleotide messenger RNA. The record is from the annotation of a GenBank genome assembly. NCBI's taxonomy places the organism in Eukaryota, Viridiplantae, Streptophyta, Magnoliopsida, Gentianales, Rubiaceae.